This is a messenger RNA of Aethina tumida (small hive beetle), 2352 nucleotides long. RefSeq names its product gamma-aminobutyric acid receptor subunit beta-like (gene Lcch3). The record is from RefSeq and is a predicted model, not a curated record. Gene Ontology annotation, biological process: regulation of membrane potential; monoatomic ion transmembrane transport; chemical synaptic transmission. Bases 347 to 1789 code for a protein of 480 amino acids. Lineage: Eukaryota; Metazoa; Arthropoda; Insecta; Coleoptera; Nitidulidae. Gene Ontology annotation, molecular function: neurotransmitter receptor activity; extracellular ligand-gated monoatomic ion channel activity; GABA-A receptor activity. Gene Ontology annotation, cellular component: membrane; synapse; GABA-A receptor complex. The transcript has 10 exons.
AUACUCUCGCCUCGAAAAAUCAGAUUGCGUUUACCGUUUUUCAACAACAAAACGUUUUAAAAAAAUCCGAUUGCAUGAUGCAGAUUUGUUUUGAGCUCACAACGGUGUUGGGGUGAACAUUUAAGUUAUGUGAGGGUGAUUGUGUGUGUGUUCGACGUUAAGGUGACAGAUUUAUAAACAAUUGUGAACGAGGGAAUAAUAAUUUGUUGAUUUUCAUGACGAGAGAUGUGACGCAAGGCGAUGGUGUUAAGUUGCUGUCAUGAGAAAAGUGGAGGGGACGAUGAAUGCUUUUAAAAUUUCAAGUAUUUUUAAGACUUUAUAGUUCAAUUUUUUAAAAUUAACUAAAAUGUUGCUGGCAAUUUUUACUCUGUGUUUUGGUUUCUUCGAUGCCAUUUUUGUUAGUGGUUCCCAACGAAAUAUGGUUUCCGAUAGACUAGAAAAUGUAACGCAAACAAUUUCAAGACUGCUAGAGGGCUACGACAUAAGAUUAAGACCGAAUUUUGGGGGUGACCCGCUGUACGUAGGCAUGGAUCUGACGAUAGCCAGUUUCGAUGCCAUAUCCGAAGUGAACAUGGAUUACACAAUAACAUUAUAUCUAAACCAAUAUUGGAAGGAUGAGAGACUCGCUUUUAGUAACGAGGAAGAAAUUCUGACCCUUUCUGGCGAUUUUGCAGAGAAAAUAUGGGUUCCGGAUACAUUUUUUGCCAAUGAUAAAAAUAGUUUUCUGCACGACGUGACGGAGCGAAACAAAUUGGUCCGUUUGAACGGGGACGGCUCAAUAACGUACGGGAUGCGCUUCACCACCACCUUGGCCUGCAUGAUGGAUCUGCACUAUUACCCGCUGGACUCGCAGAAUUGCACUGUCGAAAUUGAAAGUUACGGCUACACGGUGACAGACGUGGUGAUGUACUGGAAGGACACUCCAGUUCGAGGAGUGGAAGAAGCGGAACUUCCUCAGUUCACUAUAAUCGGCUAUGAGACGAAUGACAGAAAGGAAAAGCUAGCGACAGGCAUUUAUCAGAGACUGUCGCUGUCGUUCAAGUUACAGAGAAACAUCGGAUAUUUCGUGUUUCAAACUUAUCUGCCCAGUAUUUUAAUUGUCAUGCUGUCUUGGGUUUCCUUUUGGAUUAAUCACGAAGCUACAAGUGCUAGAGUGGCCCUUGGAAUUACAACCGUUUUGACGAUGACCACAAUCAGCACGGGCGUCAGAAGUUCGUUGCCCAGGAUCAGCUACGUGAAGGCAAUCGACAUUUAUCUAGUGAUGUGUUUCGUGUUCGUGUUCGCCGCCCUGUUGGAAUACGCAGCCGUCAACUACACAUAUUGGGGCGCACGUGCCAAGAAAAAGAGCAAGAAGAACAAAGAGGCGGACGAGAACAAGACAGGGACCAAAGUGAACAAUGACCAGCUCUACAACAAUGAGGACAUAAUCGAGCUGCAGGACGUGAGGAUGAGCCCGAUAGCUUCGAUCCGUAAUCGGCACAAUUCCAAGAACAACGCCACCGCCGGAGUGGAUCCGUCUAAGUUCCCGCCCAGCUUCCGGAUCUCCAGAUCGACGGGCUACGCUUACAACUACAGAUCACAGCCGGGGUUGAGAUUCAGGGGAAACAGAGGUAAUCCGAUCCACAAACCGAAAGUACUCCACGCCAUCAGAAAAGGUGCUCUGGUGUUGAAGGCGUCCAUGCCAAAGAUCAAGGAUGUGAACGUCAUCGAUAAGUAUUCCAGGAUUGUGUUCCCGGUCACUUUUAUGCUCUUUAACGCCGGCUACUGGCUCUUCUAUUUUUUCGAAUAGCCUCUAAGGAUAUGCCUGAAACGAGAUGCGUGGCCCUAAAUUUCGAUAGGAUAGUGAGACCAAAGAUUUAUAAUUAAUUUUUUAUACAAAAAUGACAUUUUUUUAAUGUAAAAUGACUGUCGAAUUGCGACGUUUUAGUUUAAUUUUGAUUUUGUAUCGUAAUUAGAUAAGCUUGAUGAUGAAAAGAGAAUAAGAGCUUACAGAUAGUUUAGCAAAUUAGCAUUUCUUGGACACUGGUUGUGUAAUAUAAGUUUUUUUACUCUGCUCCACCAGAUUACUAUUCAGCUUCAACCUACUAUUAGAUGUACUCAAUGAAAUGGAAUUUAAGAUAAAUAGUAAGUCUCAAUGGACCAAAAAGUGCGUUUAUUUUAAGUUAUUAGUGAUUUUUACAUUGUGAUAAAUCGGUUAUUUUUCUGAACAAUGGUAAAAAAAUUGCCAAGGUUAAUUUGUUUAUAAAUAAACAAAUAACUUUCUUAAAUUAAUAUUUAUAUUUUUUGUAACGUAUGACUUGUAUUUAAUUUUAAUUUUGUUUAUAUGUGUCCAUAUUUAUCUGAAUUCAUAAA